AUGUCCGCCCUCCUGCGGGAUGCCCCCGUGGGCCAACUUAUCCGCUGGGUAACGAGAAACCAGUACUUCCAAUACCCGGAAGAACAGUCAAAUUUCCAGAUCCCUCCGUCCUAUCAGACAGAAACGAAAACCGCGCGGUCAGAGGCGACUACACCUGCAAUCGAGAAGGAUCUUGAGCAUCUGCCUGGUCCCGAUGCGCUCAUGAGAGCGGACACUGCCGUAGAUCGUGAAUCAGUGGCAGCAUUAUCAGAUCGCACACUCUCGAAGAUCAUGACGCGACCAGAACUCAGCCAAGUCAACACCCGAGCCGACCUUGAAGAGGCCUACACCAAUGCGACGAGACAAGAAACACUAAAGACUCAACCCAGCCGACCAAUCAAGCCUGCAGUGACUUCUGACGGCACGAUAUUGGUUGACUGGUAUACCACCGACGAUCCCGAAAACCCACAAAACUGGUCGCGCGGAAAGAAAGCGGUGGUAGUCCUCCAAAUCUACCUGUACACUUUGGCCGUGUACAUGGGUUCGGCCAUCUUCACUCCCUCGGAACCCUACAUCGUCGAGAAGAUGGGUGUGUCCCCCAAUGUCGCAGCGCUCGGUCUGUCCAUGUACGUGCUCGGCUAUGGCAUCGGUCCUCUGAUUUUUUCACCGCUCUCCGAGAUCCCAUUGAUCGGCCGCAACCCACCGUAUAUGGUGACUCUGGGCAUUUUUGUCAUCAUCUCUAUUCCGACAGCCGUGGUGAACAGCUUCCCAGCGCUUGUGGUUCUGCGAUUCCUCCAAGGCUUCUUCGGCAGCCCUUGUUUGGCAACUGGUGGCGCGUCCAUUGGUGACAUCUACUCCCUGAUCAAGUUGCCAUACUUCUUGACCGGAUGGGCGGCAUUCGCAACCGCAGGCCCGGCCCUGGGUCCCAUCAUCUCCGGCUUCUCUGUCCCCGCCGAGGACUGGCACUGGUCGCUGUGGGAGAUUGUCUGGCUCGCCUCUCCCGUCUACAUCUCUCUCUUGUUCUUGCUCCCAGAGACGUCAGCCAGCAACAUCCUGCUGCGCCGCGCCCAGCGUCUGCGCAAGAUGACCGGCAACCCGAACCUGAAGUCGCAAUCCGAGAUCGACCAGGAGAAGUUGACGGUCAACGAGGUGGUGGUCGGCAACCUCUGGCGGCCCGUACAGAUCAACGCGCUCGACCCCGCGGUGCUGUUCACAAGCCUGUACACCGCCCUUAUGUACAGCAUCUUCUACUCGUUCUUCGAGGUGUUCCCGCUCGUCUACGCGACCGGCAACCCGGGCACCGCCACGCACGGCUACGGCAUGAACGCAGGCCAGAUCGGCCUCAUUUUCCUGUCCAUCUCGGUCGGCGUCAGCAUCGCCAUCGCCAUUUACCUGUACUAUCUGCGGUACGUUUUCGAGCCCGAGAUCAUGACCAUGGGCCUGGGCCAGCCGGAGCGGCGCCUCAUCCCCGCACUGCCCGCCAGUCUGCUGCUGCCGGUCGGCCUGUUCAUCUUCGCCUGGACGGGCAACUCGUCGCCCAAGAUCCACUGGAUCGUGCCCACCAUCGGCGUCGUCAUCUUCACCAUCGGCAUCUUCAUCCUGUUCCAGUGCAUCUUCAUCUACAUCCCCCUGACGUACCCGCAGUUCGCCGCCAGCCUGUUCGCGGGCAACGACUUUGCCAGGAGUUCCAUCGCCGCCGGCGCCAUCCACUUCUCGCGCCCGCUCUUCCACAACCUCGGCGUCGGCCGCGGCGUCAGCCUGCUCGCCGGCUUGACCGUCGGCGGCAUCAUCGGCAUCUUUGUCCUGUGGAAGUUUGGCGCCACCUUGAGAGCCAGGUCCAGGUUCGCCGCCAAAUAA
Messenger RNA from Exophiala spinifera, 1836 nucleotides. RefSeq lists its product as uncharacterized. Gene Ontology annotation, molecular function: fluconazole transmembrane transporter activity. NCBI's taxonomy places the organism in Eukaryota, Fungi, Ascomycota, Eurotiomycetes, Chaetothyriales, Herpotrichiellaceae. Bases 1 to 1836 code for a protein of 611 amino acids. Gene Ontology annotation, biological process: xenobiotic detoxification by transmembrane export across the plasma membrane. The record is from RefSeq and is a predicted model, not a curated record. The transcript has a single exon.